Prosopis cineraria is the source of this 2622-nucleotide messenger RNA. RefSeq lists its product as uncharacterized. The transcript has 2 exons. Lineage: Eukaryota; Viridiplantae; Streptophyta; Magnoliopsida; Fabales; Fabaceae. The record is from RefSeq and is a predicted model, not a curated record. The coding region runs from base 1363 to 2061 and encodes 232 amino acids.
UCGUGCGUCCUUGAUCACCUUCUUCUGCAACGCGUUUUCUUCCUUAUCCCAUCGUCAUCAUAAUCCCAACAUGACAUUUCUAGAUUUCGCUUCUUCAGAGGCUCUUGAUUUCGAUUUUUCCUUCGAACUGACUGAUUGUUUAUUCUCAUUCAGCGAUUUUAAAUAGACUGUUGGUUUGCUCGCUGCCGGCGUCCCGAGGUUGGAGUUUCGUUGAUAAACGAGUUAGGGUUGUGAAGAGCAUAGAAUAAUGCCUUCGGUGCCCAUUGAUUUCUUGAUACGCCCGUGGAUGCUUUGUUUGACCAUUUUCCAUGGUGGAUCCUCCUCUCACCGUCUGAAACAUCUCGAAAAAGUUGACCAGCGUGCUAAUCUUGGUUAUCAGUAGGAAGCUCUUGUCAUUCCUUUUAAUUUCUUUCAAGGUUCUCUUUAAGAGAUAUCUGUUUCGGUCUUAUCUCGUCUCAACGCUUGCUAGUAUAAGAAAGACUUGGUGAUCACCCUGGAACCGUGUUAGGCUGCUAGCUUCAAAAGCUGUGGAAAUUUGCCUCUGUUAAUUAAUGUUCUAAGAGCGUUGUUGCACCGAAAGUCGUCGCUGAACGUAUUUUGGAUUACGCAGUAAGUAAUCUUCCAAAAUUUAUGUGUCAUUCUAAUUCAUGACACUCCUCUUUAAAACAAUAAAUCUAUGCUAUCACAUUGAACCUGAGCCUCGAUCGGUUCAAACUAUACAGGGAAGACAACCAGAACACAACCGCAUAUCGCCUAGACGCCUACACCCUUAGUCUAACAGCUGAGACCUUUUUGUCUAUCCUAUUUCAAAAAAUUUUCGUGCAUAGGGCUGUAUGAUUUGUCAUAUACGUAACACUUUUGUAUGCUCCGUUCUCCAUAUAAUAAAACGAGUACAAGAUUCCCUUACCAAACUCAGCCUAUAAUUUUAAAAAAAUGGAUAUCGCUUUCCUCAUUUUUACGCUUUAAGUUAUUCGUUCCAACUCAAAUUACCACCGACAUGCUGGUUGGUGGUAGUGUCGGUUCUGCUGUUACUUUCAUUAGUCAUGGAGAAAUUGAUAUUUGAAGUGCGUAGCCUAUAACUGUUAUGUUGUUCAUAUUCAACUGCCAUGAUGCUGGUAGGCGUCUUUUCUAUGUCACCAUAUGUCAAAUAACAUUUUAUUUACUUUCCUCCCCUUAAGCUCUUUAAUCAUUUCCUCAUCACAAAGCAAGAUAUAAUUUGCUUAAUGCUGAAUAUAUUAUUUAUGUUAUGCCUCCUGUCUUGUUCAUUUUUCUUAACGUACGUUUAUAGAAGUUUGAUUUAUUUAUCUAUCUUGAUAAUAUUUGUCUACUCUUGUCUUUUAGUACCUGAUCCAAUCGGUGGAGAUGUACUCUCUCGCUAAUACCCGCCAUGACAAUUUAAUAAGUAAUCUAGAAAGUACUUUUAGCAAAUCAUUUCAUAUUGAAGAUGCUGAGAGAUCAGAAAAUUCAUCUGUGGGAGAUGACUAUUGUGAUACGGGGCAGGGAAGUCUUAUACAGCAAGAAACGACAACAGAUGAUAUGUGCCUGAGAGGGUCUGCAGACACGAGCUAUUUUAAUCCGUUGCUACCACUUUGCUCUUCAGAUGAUGACUUGGUCAUGAAUCAUGUGAUUCAAGCCAAUAUAGCAAAGACCCAUUUGAAGCCUGUUUCUGCAAUGAAAGGUAGCCGUGGGAAACAAGGAGGAUGCAGAACGAAAUUGACCGUGAAAUGGGCCCCUGAUGUGUAUGAUCCACUAACAAGAUCAUUAUCGCACUCUUACAAAAGCAAGCGACAAUAUAAAUCCAAGGGCAAGAAGAGUGAGAAGAAGAAUGGAAUGGUUCAGAAGAACACUUACAAUCGGAGAGUUAGUGGCAAAGGUAAGAAGCAGUAUUGCGAGUCAAUUGGGACGUCUGAUAAGUGUUGUAAGCUGCUGGAUUCUCGUAAUGGAUUGCUUGAAUCGUCUACCGAAUUAGAUGCUUUAGAUUCCCACGAAGAUUCUUUCUGUGGAACUAGCUUCAUCAAACAAUCAGUUACGCUAGCGCAUUACUCAUUUGCAGAAGCCUAAUGAGGGUGUUCUUAAUACUUUUUGCUCCUUUCAUCUGGCACUUUAUAAAACUUCUGGAUUGCACGACAUAAUGUGGCUCUGGCCACUGAACGCAGAACAUGACUGUUUUCUUAAGGCUCGAGCUCCCAAAACAUAUUAUGCUGUGUAAAGCGCAGCAUGGUUAUAUGCGUUUGGAUGACGAGCUUUGUUGAUCACGGCAUCAUGAUAGGAAUCAAGUGUCUCGCGUUAAUGGGCGUUCUAGUCCAUGAACUUCUGCAUGGCUUGGUUACAUUCUAGAAUGCUGAUCUGGGGAAGAACGAGUCGCCAUAGUACAAAGGCAUGAUUAUAGUCGAUACCGUCUAGCGGCAAAGGUGUGAGUGUGUGACGCUAGUUUUCGAAGUGAGUUUCCGCGAAGGUUUAGAACUUGUGAGCAUUUGCUCCUCCCCAAAAUUUUCGUCAAGUAGCGACUGGUCUAUAUUUUGAUGGCUUGUGUGAAAAUAAGAGAAUACUCUUAUUUACAGGAUAUAGAGGAAGUUAGAUUUUCUUCUCAACAAAGAAGAGUAAAGGAGAGACCAAUUCAAA